AUGGAUAAGAUACGAGCUUUGGUUAAGGGCCAGCCCCGCCAGUCGAAGGAGGCUGCUGCACCUGAGAGAGAGAGUCAUCCUGCCGGGAUGGUGAACACACCAAUUCCAAGAUUAACAUGGCGCUCUUUGGUGAUGGGAGUCUUCGUGUCGAUGGGAGGGUUCCUCUUCGGUUAUGACACUGGCCAGAUCUCGGGGAUACUGGAGAUGCAGAAUUUUAAGAAACGGUUUGGCGAACCUGGGCCUGAGGGAUACUCUUUCUCCAAUGUUCGGGCAGGAUUGAUUGUGGCGCUGCUUUCUGUUGGAACAUUGAUAGGCGCCCUUAUAGCUGGUCCUUUGGCUGACAGAAUUGGGCGAAAAUGGUCUAUAUGCAUUUGGUGUGGAAUUCUUUCGGCAGGUAUAAUCGUGCAGAUUACCUCGCCGGUGCCCAAAUGGUACCAGGUUGCGAUUGGGCGGUGGGUUACCGGCCUAGGAGUUGGUUCACUGUCGUUGCUUGUUCCGUUAUACCAGGGAGAGAGCGCACCAAGACAUAUUCGUGGCGCUCUGGUUAGCACCUAUCAACUCUUCAUCACUCUCGGCAUUUUCAUCGCCAAUUGCAUCAAUUAUGGAACCGAAGCCCGCCCCGAUUCCAGCUCUUGGAGGAUCCCAAUGGGAGUGACAUUCAUCUGGGCUGCCAUUCUGGGCUUUGGAAUGAUCUUUUUCCCCGAUACCCCUCGAUACGACUAUCGACACAACCGGGUAGAGAAAGCCAAGCGAACGAUGAUGAAACUCAAUGGAGUUCCUGAAAACCAUGAGAAGCUGCAUGAAGAGUUCAACGAGAUCCAACGCCAAUAUGAAGAAGAUGAACUUACGAAAGACCAGCCUUGGUACUCGAUUUUCUUCGCACCAACUAUGCGCUCCAGACUGCUUCUUGGAAUAACACUGCAAGCGUUCCAGCAGCUUACUGGCGCAAAUUACUUCUUCUACUACGGCACAUUUGUGUUCAAGGGUGCCGGCUUAAGCAAUAGCUUCAUCACCCAAAUGAUUCUGGGCGCCGUCAACUUCAUCGCAACAUUCAUUGGAUUGUAUAAUAUCGAGCAUUUUGGAAGACGCAAGUCCUUGAUUGCUGGAGCGCUAUGGAUGUUUGUGUGCUUUGUCAUCUAUGCCUCUGUCGGCCAUUUCGUUCUCGAUCGUGGUAACCCUUCAUUAACGCCUGGAGCAGGCAAAGUGAUGGUUGCGUUCUCAUGUCUAUUUAUCGUAGGCUUUGCAUGCACCUGGGGCCCUAUGGUCUGGGCCAUCAUUGCCGAAUUAUAUCCAUCUCGAUACCGUGCUACCGCCAUGGCAAUGGCCACUGCAUCGAAUUGGCUGUGGAAUUUCUUACUUGCCUUUUUUACCCCCUUCAUCGUUGGAGACAUCGACUUCUUAUACGGCUUUGUGUUCGCUGGCUGCCUCAUCUUGGCUGCCUCUCUGGUCUAUUUCGGUGUCAUUGAGGGCGCCGGACGUACUCUCGAGGAGAUCGAUAUAAUGUACCACUUGCGCGUUAAGCCGUGGAAGAGCUCGAAAUUUGUCAUUCCUCCUUCGUUCCAGAGGGGCGGUGACUCCAACGGAGGCAAUGAAGCAGCGAGAGCCGGGCCCGAAUCUCAAGGACAAGCCGCAGCAAACGUACAGGGAGCGAGCUAG
Molecule: messenger RNA, 1656 nt
Organism: Microsporum canis CBS 113480
Lineage: Eukaryota; Fungi; Ascomycota; Eurotiomycetes; Onygenales; Arthrodermataceae
Product: monosaccharide transporter
Exons: 3
Coding region: 1-1656 (551 amino acids)
Biological process (GO): transmembrane transport; carbohydrate transport
Cellular component (GO): plasma membrane
Molecular function (GO): carbohydrate:proton symporter activity
Source: RefSeq, a predicted model, not a curated record